This is a messenger RNA of Corylus avellana, 2257 nucleotides long. Its product is annotated as Prefoldin chaperone subunit family protein. The record is from RefSeq and is a predicted model, not a curated record. Lineage: Eukaryota; Viridiplantae; Streptophyta; Magnoliopsida; Fagales; Betulaceae.
CUUCGCUCUCCUAUCCCUAUCCCUUAAAGGAUUUAAAUCUCGCAUUUCCACCAUAAGUGCCCUAGCAAAACCCUAACCCUGAAUUCUACCAAUCCGAUUUUUCUUUCAUCACAGCCUUAAAAAAGAAAAAAUGGCGAAAAAAAAAGUGACCCGUCAAGCUGAAAAUCACAAAGAAGAAGCCGCUCAACCCCAAGACCAAAGCCAAACCCACCAAGCCAAACCAAUGGAUGACCCUUCAGAGAAGCUCCAGAACCUCAAGUCCCUCAACUCUCUGCUUCUCAAAGAAACCUUUGAGCGUAGGCAGCAGGUUGAGUCGUUGGAACAGGCCAAGCAGGCCUUGGAGGCCGAGUUGAAUCGCUCUGGGAUGGAGAAGGCGGCGCUGGAGGCUGAGUUGACUUGGGCGAGUGAGGAGAGUGUUGGGUUGGAGUUGGAGAAAAGUGUGAUUUUUGCUUUUUGGGAGACCCAGAUAGUUGAAAUCGGUGUUGGGUUUGAUGGGUUAGCGAGAGAGAAGGGUGAGAUUGAGAAAAUGAAGUGUGAAAGAGAGGCUGAGAUUGGGUUCUUAAAGAAAGAGGCCAAUGAGCUGGUGGCUAAUCUUGAGAAUGAGAGAGGUAGGCUGAGCCGGGUGUGCCGGGAGAGGGAUUUGCUUAAGACUGAGAUUGAUGGUCAUGUUCAGGAGGCAAAUGGGUUGAGAGAAAAUGUGGUUGAGAUGGAGAAAAAAGACAAGAAAAGUGUGGGAGAGAUUGAAAAACUGAAAGUGGAAUGUGAAGGGUUAUUGAAGGAAAAAUUGGAGACAGAAAAGGCCGUCAAGGCCUUGAAGAGGGAGAAAGAAUCGGUUCAGAGGAAUUUGGAGCAGUCGAUGGAGGUGAUUAACAGUUUGAAGAGUGAGAUUGAGGGGGGUAUGACGGCGAAGAGUGAGGUUGAGAGGGAGAGAACUACGCAAGAAGUCAAGAUUGGUGAACUGGAGAAAGACGUGGGGGAAUUGAAUGGGAUUGUAAUGACUUUGCGGGGGGAGGAGGAAAUUUUGCACGCAAAAGUUUUGGAGUUGAAGAAAAUGAUUGGCCAAGCUAUGGAUAAGGAGAAAGAGAUGGCAUUGCAGAUUAAUGUGUUGGUGGAAGAGAAGAGGGAGAAGGAACAGAAUAUUGAUAAGUUGAAAGAUCAAAGGGAUUCGGUCCAGAGGAUUUUGGAUAUGACUAGCAAGGAAUCAGAGGGUAGGCUGCAUAAGAUUGAGGAAUUGAUUCGAGAGGAAAGUGAGAUUGGGGAACUGAAGCUUAGCCUAGAGAGUAAAAUUGUUCAGCUGGAAACAGAAGUUGAUAGUCUAAGGAGUGCUAUAUCUACGUUGCGGGAGUCUUGUAGAGGUGAAGCAGAGAAGAACAAACAAUUAGUGUUUGAAGUUGGUCGCCUUAGGGAUGCUUUUGAUCGACUUACACUUGAGAGAGAUGAGGUGCAAAAGGGUUUUGACGAGGAGAAAAAGAAAGUGAAAAGCAUGGAGGUAGUGGUUUUAGAGAAGGAGAAGAGGAUUGAAGAAACUGUGGAAGAGCUAGGGCAGAUGAGGAGUGAGCGUGAGAAUUUGAUUGAGAGAAAUAAGGCGAUAGAAAGCGGUGUGGAAGUUUUGGUGAAAGAAAAAGAUUUGGUGCAGAAGAACCUUGUUGAAGCCCAACGUGGAAUUGAUGAUUUGAAGGCUAAAAUGGAAUCCGCAGGCAUUAAUUCAAAACGGGCAUUGAGCAUGAUGAAGAACACCGCAGCAUUGGUGUGUCAUUCUACUGAUGAUAGGGAUGGUAAGGAAGAAGUGGUUAUCAAUGAGCAGAAGCUAGAGGAAGAAAUUCAACCGUAUGCGGUGGAGUUGGACGCCAUCAAGAUUGCUUUCAGAAACAAGGAAAAGCUGGUGGAGGAUAUGAAGAAACAGCUUGAUUUUCUCCAGAGCUCUGUGGCUGAGGCACAUAAGAGGAAGAGUUUCUGGACUAUGGUUUCUUCUGCAACUACAAUUCUUGCUGCAGCAUCUGUUGCUUAUGUUGCCAGAGGACGCUAAGCAGUUAAGUUUUGGUUUUUAGUACGACAAGUUGCUUUUGGUUCUAGGAUCAACUAAUUAAGUUCCAGUUGACGAGAAAACUAAUGGCGUUUUGGUACUUUUGGACUACUAAGAUAAUAAUGUUUCUUUUCCAGCUGCUGAAAUUACUAUCUCGGAAAAUCAGUUUAACUGCUUCUCUUUUUCGGUUAUAUGAAACAAUCGUUCUUAUGAUGAUAGCAUAUGUUCUUCCUA